Electrophorus electricus (electric eel) is the source of this 4341-nucleotide messenger RNA. RefSeq names its product calpastatin (gene cast). The record is from RefSeq and is a predicted model, not a curated record. Gene Ontology annotation, cellular component: cytoplasm. Lineage: Eukaryota; Metazoa; Chordata; Actinopteri; Gymnotiformes; Gymnotidae. Gene Ontology annotation, molecular function: calcium-dependent cysteine-type endopeptidase inhibitor activity.
AGAUACUCUGGACUCGGUAUUUUUUAAAACGUUAUAAUUCAUCUUCAGCCGUCGUCACACGCAGAACAAGACUGCAUUAACUCAGUAGGAGAACGCUGCUAAAAGUAAAUCAUUCUAUGUUCAAACCAGCCCAGUUUACAGAAAGGAGCUUGGUCUCGCAUUUGAACUGCAUACCCUUUGCAAAGCGGUCAGUCAGCGUUCCAAAAUGAGAUGAGUGCGAUAGGAACUCGACUCACAGUCUAGAGAUCUGUCGCAAUCGACAUAGUAACAGUGCGCUGCUGCCCUUAUAAAAAGCUGCCGAAAUCUGGCUACUGUCUCUCAUUUCUGAUGCCGCCCUCACAAAUUUGUCGGGAGAGACAUCUUAAUAGUAGCAAAAAGUAAAUCAUUAUUAGGCUUAUAUUGGAAACCGCAAAACAGGCUUCUACCACAUCGACAAUAUAAUUUGCGGAGCCUAAUUUAACAGGCAGGCAAAGUUUGCUCGACAUACUCGCUUUGUCGGGAGAGGAACUUGAGGAAUCGGAAAAGCCACGCAACGAUCGGAGGUCUUCUGCCCUAAACUAGUUACUGGACACUUUCCAUCUCUUUUUCCGUCUCUGCCUGGGCCAUGGCGUACGCUGCGUACUGGACGAGGCUCUCUGACCCCAAACAGCACAAACCCACACCAGCAGUGCCGGUCUCGACUGUGAAGCCCACAGAACAUGAGAAGGGGGCGGCGUCAUCAUCCUCUAAAGGUAUGUCAGCGAAGCCAGGCACACCUGCAGCAGGUGCGUCAGUCCCGCCCACGCUGGCACCUACAGGCAAUGUCCCAGUGGCCACUAUAGGGGCAGGGCUGUCUGCAGGAGCCUCCUCGGGGUCCCCUGCCACCGGUGGGCGCCCUACAGUUGCAGCAGGCAGCACUGGCACCCAGAGUGGAUCUUCUAAAGUCACACCACAGGCUCCAUACGCCUCUCCUGCCAAAGCUCCUCAGGCGAGCGCCACGAUUGGUGCGACGGGUGGACUAGGAGCGGCUGGCUGGGCAGGAAAACCCUCUACGAGCCCAGUUAAGCCCAAAGACACUUCCAAGGACAAAGCCCAGAGCGCUGCCAUUUUAUCGUCCAAACCGGAACCACCUAAGGUGAUGUCCACAGGAGCGGCGAAGCCCUUUGCCGCGUCUAGCGUCUCUAUAAGUGCUGCCCAAAAGGAUGGGGCUAAAUCCAAAGAAGCAAAGGUGUGCACACAAGGGCCGACUGCAGCAGCCAAGACCAGCGCCCCGGUAUCUGAUGACGAUCCGUUUGAUGCCUUGGCUGACAGUUUACCCUCCUCCGAUCCUCUGGCUCCUACAGCUCCUCAGUACACUGGGCCAGAAGUGAUGGAGCAUGACAUAACAUCAGAAGUGGCUAACCGCUGUGGUGAUAGAGAGGACACACUUCCACCUGGAUACAGAAGAGAAGACAUGGAAAAGAAGAUUCCUGCUAGAGUACCAGAUAAACCUGCAGAACAGCCCAAGCCGUUAACAACGGACGACGCGCUGGAUGCUCUCUCUGCUGGGUUUGGGUCGUCUGGAGCUCAACGCACGGCCAAACCAGCAAUGAAAGAUGACAACGUUGAUGCUGUUAAUGUCCGCGCCAUCCACGCACCUACUCCUCCCCAGAAAAAAAUAGAGGUGUCUGCGCCUGCUAGCAAGUCUCCUGCCGCCCCUGCUGACAAGAAAGCAAAGGUGGAAAUGGCCUCUCCUUUAAAGCCUGAUAAGGUGCCCACACAAGGGCCGACUGUAGCAGCCAAGACCAGCGCCCCGGAAAAGAAGAUUCCUGCUAGAGUACCAGAUAAACUUGCAGAACAACCAAAGCUUGCUCAAAGCACCAUGACUGCAGCCCCACCCUCUUCACAGGCUGUCCAAUCAAAGACUGGCGAGGGGGACCCCAUGUCUCUGGAUGCCCUUGAGGCUCUAGGGGACUUGCUGCCUGACUCACAGCCGGCACCAGAGACUCCUCCACCCAGACCAGGGGACAUUGUUGAUGAGAGAACGCUGGAUUCAGAGAAGGGUGUGCGUGUAGGCGAGAGAGAGGACAGUAUCCCGCCUGAGUACAGGUUCUCAAAAGAGGAUGCCAAGAAGUAUCCACCUCCUCCAAAGGAGCCCUCUUUGGACCCAGUUGAGGCGCUGGAUAUUCUCUCGAGUGAUUUCGCCAGCCCUGCUGCAGCUCCCUUGGUUCAGGCGUCAGUUCAUUCCUUUGCACCUCCCAAACAGGUAGCUUGUGGUAUUCCGUCUGCCCAUGCUCAAGUCGCUAAAAGCACUGUGGAAUCCACUUCUGAGGUGGACCCCAUGUCUUUAGAUGCCCUCAGUGCGCUGGGAGACAUGUUGCCUGUUGCACAACCAACUCCGGAGUCCCCUAAACUCAGACCUGAGGACAUUGUUGAUGAGAAAAAGCUAGCAUCAGAGAAGGCCAUGCGUGUGGGCGAGAGAGAAGACACACUCCCACCAGACUACAGGUUUUCCAAGGGAGACGUCCAAAAGCAGCCCGCACCACCGCGGAAAGAGCCCUCCCUGGACCCGGAGGACGCUCUGAAUAUCCUGUCCGGAGAUUUCAGCGGCCCCACCAAAGCCUGCGCAGUCCAUGCCAGCCUUCCUCCCUCUGCACCUCCAGCAGACCAGAGCUCAGCAGACUUUGGAUUAGAGCAACUUGCAGGUGAUUUGGUUGCUCCUUUGGCUGUGCACAAGGUCCAGUCUGCUCCCCUUGCACACCCUAAAGCAGACAGACAGUUGUCAGACAGUACAGCAUCUGCUAUGGACGCUCUGGGUGACACUCUGAUGGACAUGGGCGUGGCACCUGAGCCAACACCAGUUUCUCCCAGAGACAUUGUUAUGGAGAAGGAGGCUGUGGAAGAGCGAGUGAGUAAACCCGGUGAGAGAGACGAUAGCCUCCCCCCUGACUAUCGGCCUACGGAGGCAGAUAUAAAGGCGGCAGCAGAAGCUAAGGCCAAGGCUAAGGCAAAGGGCCCAGCCGCGAAGACAUCUAUGGAUGAGUCAGCAGCACUUGAUGUGUUGUCUAGCGACUUCUCUGCUCCCUCAGUAGCGCCACCUGCUGCUCCUGUGGUGUCACCUGCGUGCCCCCCACAUGGCACUGCUGCAAAGACCCCACCUACCCAAACGGCAUCAGGCCGGGUACUGGGCUCGCAGACGACGACACACCCAGAGGCAAAACCUAAAGACAGCAAACCCAAGACUAAGGGUGGCAAGUCAAAGUCUAAACCAAAGAAACCUGCAGGAGCCACUAUAUCUGCCUCAGAUGAUGUCUCAGGCAAGAUGAGCACAGAUGUGGCGUCGAAGAAAGGUGGAAAGCACUAGAUCUCGCAUGCUGGUCACUGCCACACAACGUCUCCCUGCAACUCAGAGAUACCCACCAGAGGAGCUGCUCUAACUAUUGCAAACUGUCUGUUGCUGUGGUAGAAAGGUGCAGAAAUGGGACUACACAAACUUGCCUUUGUAAUACCAACAAAACACACACAGCCUGUUUUCCCAAAGAUGAAUGCUGAUGUUGGAUUAUUCUAAAAAGAAAAAUAAAAUUAUUAAAAACAAAUGGGGGGUGAGAUAAAAAAAAAAAUUUGGACAUCCACAGAUUGUGAAAAAUGUAACUAAUAUGAUGCAAUUUUUACUAAAUAUGCCCCCGUUUUGAAUAACCCCCCAUGCGUGGUUUAUCACAGGAUAGAAUAUCAUUCCUGUUGUUUUGAACUUGAAGUACAAAGAAAAAAAAAAGAUGAAAGAAUCUUGAUGGAAAAGGUGAAAGAAUUAUUGAUGGAGUAUCUGGCAUACAGAGCUCAGCUGCAGUAAUGGAAGGACAUUGAGGUGAAAUGUCCCCUUCAUCACUGUGAGUGAUCAUCAGUAGCACUUUAGGAAGUGCCAACUGGAUUAAGAGUAGUAUACUACAUAAUUAUUUUAUGUUUAUUUCUUUUUUUUGCAUUUGGGGGUAUCUGCAGUUUUGACAUAUACAAACAACGGGUUUUACAUUGCUGUUUGACAAAAGCAUGCACCUACAGACACUAGUGUACAGCACUUACAUUUUAGGUUACACCUUAUAGUUUACAAUAACAAGCUAGAACUGUGGAAUUGGUCUUUGAGUGGAAGGUGGGGUUUUUUUUAGUUUUUUUUUUUUUUUAAAUAUAUGAUAACUUUGCUGUGGUUCUUUAUGACUGACUGCGUUUUUAAAGAUAUUUGUGCAGAAGAGCUUUCCUGUGUAUUGUUUCUGAAGGUCUAUCUUGGUUUUCUAUGGCUGUUGCCUGCAGAGUGGCUCUCGAUACACCGGUUCCUGUGCUUUAGUGCCAAACGUGAAGUGGUAGGAGUGAAAGAGAUUACUGGCAAGCCCCACA